This is a messenger RNA of Benincasa hispida (wax gourd), 1166 nucleotides long. RefSeq names its product transcription factor bHLH93-like. NCBI's taxonomy places the organism in Eukaryota, Viridiplantae, Streptophyta, Magnoliopsida, Cucurbitales, Cucurbitaceae. The record is from RefSeq and is a predicted model, not a curated record. Gene Ontology annotation, cellular component: nucleus. Gene Ontology annotation, biological process: regulation of DNA-templated transcription. Gene Ontology annotation, molecular function: DNA-binding transcription factor activity; protein dimerization activity; sequence-specific DNA binding.
ACUGCAAUUUUUAUGCCGUCCAGGUACUAGGGCAGAGCCUCCAUUAGAGCUUGAGAGAAAGCUUGAGAGAGAGAGAUGGAGCUUGACGAACAUGUUUUCUUAGAGGAGUUAAUGGCUCUACGAAGAGAUUCAAAUUGGGAAGCCAUUCCAAACGAAAUCACCGACCUCUGCUCAAAUGCUUGGCCAUUCGAUUACUGUUUCGAUCAAACCACUUUGAAUUUCCCCCCAAAUUCUUCUUCAGAACCUCUCUCCGCUCAAAAUCUCCACGAAUUCUACCAUCCUUUAGCAAAUGAGUUCUCAGUACCACAAAUACCUGAUUCCGCCUUUACCGUCAUGGAAGUAGCAGCAGCAGCAGCAGCAGCCGCGCCUCUGCCAUUUCAACCAGAGCAUCCGAAUGUAGAGCGAGAAGAAGAGGAAGAGCAAUUAGGUUUUCUCGCGGAUGAGAUUCAGAAUAUGGAGGCAGUUCAAGUUGAAUCAGCGUGUAAAAUGGAGCCGAAUCAAUCUCCAGAAGAAGAACUCCAGGUUUUCAACAUCGGAACAUGCUCCUCCAUGGACCGAAAGAACAGAGGGAAGAAAUUGCAAGGACAACCGUCAAAGAAUCUGAUGGCGGAGAGAAGGAGAAGGAAGCGGUUGAACGAUCGACUUUCAAUGCUCAGAUCCAUUGUCCCGAAGAUCAGUAAGAUGGACAGAACAGCGAUUCUGGCAGAUGCGAUUGAGUAUAUGAAAGAAUUGCUAGAGAAGAUCGGGAAUCUGCAAAGCGAAGUGGAAGGAUCAAAUCCGAGGAUGAAUUCAUUGAAGAACACAAAACUGAGUGAAUGCGUAGUGAGGAAUUCACCAAAAUUCGAAGUGGAAACUAGAAAUGGGGACACGAGAAUCGAGAUUUGCUGUGCGGGAAAACCAGGAUUGGUAUUAUCAACGGUGAAUACACUCGAAGCAUUGGGGCUUGAGAUUCAACAAUGUGUAAUUAGCUGCUUCAAUGACUUCGCAUUGCAAGCCACUUGUUCUUCUCAGGAACUGAAGCAGAGAACAGAACUGAAGCAGAGAACAGAACUGAAGCCUGAAGAAUUGAAGGAAGCUUUAUUUAGGAAUGCAGGUUAUGGAGGAAGCUGCUUGUAGAUUUCUUCUUCUUCAUCCUUUUUCUUUUUUAUUUUUUUAAUUAAAAAAAU